GUAAUAAAAAAAAGCAAUCAAAAUUACUGAAAUUUACAAUAAAGAUAUUUUCAUUUAUAAACCAACAGUACAGGAAGCACAAAACCAUAAAAGUAUAACAACAACAAAAACAAUCAAUUCAAAGUUGUAUAAAAAGUUAUCAACCCCCUGAACCGAACUACCAACCCGCAAAAAUAUACACAUUUAGCUGUUUUGUUGUACGCGCAAAUAUUUGCCGGAAAUUCAUUCAUACAUUCAUACGCUACUUGUGUACUGUGUACUCAAAAACAAUUGUACAAUACACAAGUUAACAUAUUUAAAUGCAAUUCUGCUAAUAUAUAUAUACAUACAUAUAUAGAAACUGUUGUUAUUUCUUCUCCUACAUUGAUGACAUGUGCCAUUUUCGCAAAUCAUCAAUGUAUCAGAAAGUUUGAUUGCGAGCGACUAUAAGCGAAAGUGAAUAAUCGGUGUGUCGCGAAUUUGCUGUGCUGUGCUGUGCUCACUAUUAUCAGCGACGUCAUUAACCGGAAUUUGAAACACAAGUGCGUGGUGUCAUUGACGUGAUAACAUAUAAGUUCCUGUUGACAAACUAACACUGCUUGCUGCUGCUGCUGCCGUUGCCGCUGUGAAAUCCACCAAAAAACAAAACAAAAGUUUCAAUCAACAACUGCACCAUACACUUUAAAAUGGAAAUCGAGUCAAAUUAUCCAAAAUAUGCAGGUCGUGUACCGCCUUUGGACCUUUCUCAAGUAAACGCGAGUUGUCGCACAGAAAACGACUUACAACAUUUGUGGUCAACGAAAACUGAUAUCGUCAAUUCAGAGUCGGCAAUGCAGCGCAAUUCUUUACAAAAUCCCUAUAGUCAUCAUCAUACACAUUUAUCGCUGAGCAAUAGUAACGGCCGAAAGAAUGGUGAUGCUAUAAGCCUGCAACAUUUAGGUUCAGAUGGUUUGCCCGUAGAUCCACGUGACUGGACACGAGCCGAUGUCUGGAAAUGGCUGAUUAAUAUGGCAGUUUCAGAGGGACUGGAAGUGACACCCGAAUUACCUCAAAAAUUUCCGAUGAACGGCAAGGCUUUGUGUCUUAUGAGUCUUGACAUGUAUUUGUGUCGUGUACCAGUCGGUGGUAAAAUGUUGUAUCGCGAUUUUAGAGUACGUUUAGCGCGGGCAAUGGCAUUAUUAUCGUAAAAAUAAAAUACCAUCAAA
Molecule: messenger RNA, 1184 nt
Organism: Teleopsis dalmanni
Lineage: Eukaryota; Metazoa; Arthropoda; Insecta; Diptera; Diopsidae
Gene: edl
Exons: 2
Coding region: 666-1166 (166 amino acids)
Molecular function (GO): sequence-specific DNA binding
Source: RefSeq, a predicted model, not a curated record